AUGCCUCCCGUACUCACAGCCUUCACAUCCCCUCAAGGCCCCUUGCUCUCUCUUCGGCGAGAAGUAUACCGACUGACCGGUUUUCAGAAGGGCUACAACUUCCUUCUAUGGUGUAUCUUCGCCGUUGGCAGCUUGAUUUUUUCUCUCAGCCGCGUGGGGUUUCUUGACUAUUUUGGGGUCUUCUGCAGGAGGAACCACCUCUCCAGGGGCCAUCAUGCUGCACCCGGCGAGUGCUAUUACUUCUUGAACGGCGGCCAGGAGCAGAUUGGCAUGAUGCUACACUUGUACAGCAUCAUACCGUGCUGUAUCCUGUUAUUCUUUCAGUUCAUACCCGUCUUCCGUCAGAGAUGGGUCCUCUUCCACCGCAUCAAUGGGCACGCGGUCAUCUUGCUCAUGGGAGUUGCUAUUGUCGGCGCCCUGAUGGCUCUCCCGGGCUCGUUUGGAGGUGACGCGGGUUGGCAGGCCAUGGUGUUAAUCCACAGCACUAUGAUCAUCACAGGCCUGACCCUGGCCAUGGCGAAUAUCAGGAGUCUGCAGAUCGAGCAGCACCGGGCGUGGAUGCUGAGGACCUGGAUCUGGGCAUUUUGCACCAUCACUAUGCGUGCCAUCCAGCAGAUCGCCGCCCGUGUGCUUAGCAAGCAGGGCCAUGUCGCCCUGCGGCCCUGCGCCCAGAUCAUGAGCGACGGCGUCCUGCCUGCUGCCGUCAUUGAGCAGAAGUGGCCCGGCUGCGCGGCGUUCUUCUCUGGGGAGAGCCUGGACCAGACGGUCCUUGUCUCCGCGGACUAUUAUGGUCUCCCGAUCGAGAUCAACGUCGCUUUGUCGAUUGCCUCGGGCCUCUCGGGCUUCCUGGCGCUGCUAGUUCAUGUCAUCGGUGCCGAGAUAUAUCUCCAUCUGACCCCAGCCGAGUCCGAGCGCCUCCGCCAUAUCUCGUACCACAAGCAGGUGGCUGCCGGGCUGAGGUAUCCAGGACGUGCUGGUCUGACUGCUGACCGGUUCGGAGACGCUGCACUGUGGUGUCCCCAUGUUGAGGAGAAAGGGCAUGUCGACGACGACAGUCUAUCCAUUAGGUCUACGGAUCCUCCUCGAAAAUAA
Molecule: messenger RNA, 1092 nt
Organism: Cryphonectria parasitica EP155
Lineage: Eukaryota; Fungi; Ascomycota; Sordariomycetes; Diaporthales; Cryphonectriaceae
Exons: 3
Coding region: 1-1092 (363 amino acids)
Source: RefSeq, a predicted model, not a curated record